AUGUCGGCGCCGGACCCAGACCGUCCGAGCCUUACUCCCGUGCGACAGCAGCCCAGUGCCAUCCGCAUCGUCCCUUACUCUCCUCCACGUGCAGCCGACUCGUCUGAGGACCUCCAGCCGCAAAGCGGUGCGGCAGCGGAAUUUUCGGAUUUCAGCCGCCACGAGGAUGACGGCGACGAUGAGGACGACGACGACGACGAUGAUGGUUAUGGAUCCAACUGGAGACGGACUAACCAGACCUCCGAAAAGAAAGGCAGCAGCAGGCGCAACCAGGGGCCUGUCGCAUUGCCGUCCACAGCCGAGUCCCGGUUAUUGUUGGCAAAGCAGGAGGAUGGUGUUUCAGGGGACAAAUCUGCAACAGGUGCAGGUACAUCAGGAGACGGCCCAAGAUAUCAUCGACCGACCACGGUAGCCCCUGCUGGGCCUCCGCCAUCCAAUGUCGCUAGCCUCGCCGCCAUCAAUGCGCUGCACGCACCUCCCACCCGUGGGCGUCUCUCUGCCUCUAGCUACACCACUCACACCAGCUUGUCGUCCCGACAUUCUGCAUCAUCUCAUCUUAGCGAUGCCGAGCCCUCUUCCUCGUCGAGGGCCUCUCGCUCGCCUUCUACUGGCCAGCGCCGGCCCGCUUCCUCCCGCCGCGGAGGUUUCGUGGCGGUCCUGAACGAGGACAAGACUUUUUCCCUCGUCCCACAACGACCCCGGCCAGAUCCGGAACCAGAGCCGCAGCCUUCCUUGGCCCAGGACCCACGAUCCUCGUCUGCCCUGUCUGACUACAGCGGUCCGGGCGCUGGCUUCAGGUCCCCACAUUUACCCUUCUACCCAUCCACCCCCAGAGUGUCCCAGGCCAGUUCGCAUGAAGGCUACACGUCUUAUGCGUCCAGCCAAUAUGAUCGUCCCAGCUCUGCCUUCACCUCCACGGGUACAAUCCCGGACCGAAGCAUAACCCCCAGCACACCAGUGCCGUCGUCUCCGGGCUCCUCCACAGUCCACGACUUUGACGAUCCCAUCGCCGAAACCUCCUCCACGCCCCAGACCAAUCGCCUGGUGGGUGGACUUCGCAAGGUCCCCAAGACCCCCGACCUCAAGUGGAAGCAGACCGACCACUCACCCUCUUCUGACACGACAGAGACCCCACUUCCCGCCGUCCCAGAGUCGUCACCACAGCGUCCUGCUGGCGACGAGCUUGACCAGCCAGAAGCCCACUCGACUGGGGCAGAACAGGCUUCGGUACACUCUAAUACUCCCUCGGGUGGAUCGGACCCAAAUUACAUUGUCUACGAACCCGACAGCCAGGCUCCUUCCGAGGCUGGGCAAGAGCCUGGAGAAGAAAGGGCACCGGGCGACAGCCAAUUGGACCCGGAUCUUCGCGAACAGGCGUCAUUCGACUCCCAGCAGACCGUUUCCACCGAGUUCGAGUCCACUAACAUCAAGAUCUACGGCCACAGCGGAUCCGAAGAGUCUGAAGAGGCUCUCCCGGAACCCCCGAUCGAAGGCGCUCCGUCCGACUCAGGGAGCGGCCAAUUCGUCCCACCUCUCCAGACUCAGCCCUCUUUCCGAUCCAUCCAGUCAGGGGCUUCGACAACUUCCGACAACACAAAUUACAAAGUCUACGGGCCCAGCAGUCCAGGCCUGCCACCAGUCCCCGAGGCAGAAACACCCCAAGAAACAAACGAGCUCAGGCCUGCCCAGUCAUUCCUUUCUGCGGCCUCAACAAACUCGGAAGCGGCCAAUUGGCAGGUAUAUGGUCGCGCUAGCCCUGCGACACUAGCAUCCGUCGAGAGCUUUAACCCACCCUCGCCUUCCGGCUCAUACGCGCCCCUGAUACGCCCGACUUCGCCACCCGAGGGCCCUUCGCUAUACGCACAGGAGGAAGAAGGCGGCCCUUCCGGCACUUCCGACAACGAGGCAAACUACGUGGUCCACGGUGAUCCCACUCCUGACCCGUCACCGAACCGAAGCCCCGAGGCGUCACCGCCAGGCACCGCCGUCCGACCCCCGCGAGCAGGAUACUCACAAGAGAGCCCGGCACAGCAACCGUCACAACAGCUCCGCAGGCAGCCUUCUUCGGAAGGAUUAGGAUACUACAGAUCGAGAUCGAGGUCCAUUGAGAAUCUGCGCACAAAGAAAUCUUGGAGAUCAGGAACUUCCGUCUCGUCAAUAAUCAACGAGGACGCUGAGGACUUCUUUGCGGGGCAGGCAUUCCUGAACGAGCCAGAGGGCCAGUGGGAGCCCUCAUCGGUCGCAGGGCCAUCGGAGCGCCAGCGACAACUCGACGAGCAGCGCGAGCGUGAACGACGACAGGCGGAGGAGAGGGCUUCAUGGGCCGAAGAAACAGAAGGGCCGGCUCCCAUGGCAUUGCCAACUACGCCGCACCAAUGGAGCUCCCAACUGUCCACCGUCAUGUCCGAGACGGAGCCCGGGAGCUCCGGCGGCGGCACAAGAUCCGCCUCUCUGGCCCCGAUCUUCAACCCCCGCGCCGGUUACCACGGCACGGUGAGGGACCACGACGAAGAUGGUGAUGGCCUGGCGGAUCUGCAACAGAUCACCCCACGGCCGUCUCGCCAGAGGCUAUCAGACUUCUUCGCGAGCAGCAACUCGUCCGAACGAAACCUGCAUUCCUCUCACAGUUCCCGCUCACAGUCCAGCAGCUUGAACUCUAACACGAUCCCUACCUGGGCUAGACUUUACUACGGCAGUGGAGAGCGCAAAUUCCUGCGAAACAUGUCAAUCUCGAGCAUGUCCGACCUUGGCAGCAGUCGCCCCGGCUCCGUGCAAAACAGCGGAUCACCAACUACAGAUCAUUUCCCCUUGGGCAUUUACAGCCCCCGGCGCCGACCCCACGAGGGAAGACCCGAGUCGGCAGCCCGGCGCCAGUCUGCCACUGGGAGCAUGGACAUCGAGCCGGCGCCGGCGACACACGAGGACCUGGGCAUUCGGAGAGGCCUUCGUAGGAUAACAUCGAGCGUGUGGUCACCGCAUCUGCGCAGGGACGUCCGCGCGCGGGACCGAUACAGCGUCUGGGAUCCACCCUCGGUUUCAUGGUCAGCCGAGAGCGGCAUGUUUGGCCGCCGCAACGCGCAGGUGGUCCUCUUCGUGUUCGGGUUCAUUUUCCCAUUCGCCUGGAUGAUAGGAGCAGUCUUGCCUCUGCCCAAGCCGUCGCCGUUGGCCAUGCUGGAGCGGUACUCGAGCAUCAGCGACUUCGGCGUCCGGUCCCGUGAGCACGAGUUCGAGCGCCACAUCGAGACGGUUGACGAGCUCCGUCACGAGAACGCGACUUGGUGGAGGACGCUGAACCGAUUCAUGUCUGUUGUGGGACUCCUCAUCAUCGGCGCCGUUGUUGGUCUGGCCGUUGCGGCAGUCAAAAAGGGAUGGGGGAGGAACUGA
Molecule: messenger RNA, 3384 nt
Organism: Diaporthe citri
Lineage: Eukaryota; Fungi; Ascomycota; Sordariomycetes; Diaporthales; Diaporthaceae
Exons: 2
Coding region: 1-3384 (1127 amino acids)
Source: RefSeq, a predicted model, not a curated record